Manihot esculenta (cassava) is the source of this 1359-nucleotide messenger RNA. Its product is annotated as probable E3 ubiquitin-protein ligase RNF217. The coding region runs from base 142 to 1011 and encodes 289 amino acids. The transcript is spliced from 2 exons. Gene Ontology annotation, molecular function: ubiquitin protein ligase activity; zinc ion binding; ubiquitin conjugating enzyme binding. The record is from RefSeq and is a predicted model, not a curated record. Gene Ontology annotation, biological process: positive regulation of proteasomal ubiquitin-dependent protein catabolic process; protein polyubiquitination; ubiquitin-dependent protein catabolic process. Lineage: Eukaryota; Viridiplantae; Streptophyta; Magnoliopsida; Malpighiales; Euphorbiaceae. Gene Ontology annotation, cellular component: cytoplasm; ubiquitin ligase complex.
UCCAAUAAGAUGAAAUUCCUUCUAAGCGAAGUCGCUUCCUCUAGCCCAUACCCUUCAUCGACUAUAUAGACAAUAAACACGGUUGAUUUCGCUUGAUUGAAUUAGUUAACAAGAGACCCUAUCAAUUGAAUAUUCCAUAUAAUGGCAAAUGAGAACGUCUCUGAUCUCGAUUUUGUUGAUGAGUUCUACUUCUCUGCGCUCCUCGAUAACGAAGAGCAACACGAAGUCUUUCCAGUUUCGGACGCCAAAUACGCUGAGGAGCUGCAAUUCCAGGAGGCUCUAAUGGGUUGUGUGAUCAUUUCACAGAUGGAGAAGAAUAACCCAUCAUCGGUUUUGAUGAUUGAAGCAGCCCCAGAGCCAAAUAACCUUGAAGCUGGUCAGUCCUCCUGCAGUUUCUGCGAUAUUUGUGUGGAAAGAAAAGAAAGGAACCAAAUGUUCACAACUGAUAGCUGUGUUCACUCUUACUGCUCCGAUUGUAUAAGCAAACAUGUGGCUACAAAGAUUCAGGACAGCAUUACAAUCGUUACUUGUCCUGGGGUGGAUUGUAAGGCAGUGCUUGAACUGGAAACUUGCAGGGUAAAACUCAACAAGGGAGUGAUUGAUCUUUGGGAGGAGGCGCUAUGCGAGGAGCUAUUCAGCGGUUCGCAGAGAUUUUACUGCCCAUUUAAGGACUGCUCGGCCAUGCUGAUGGUUGAUAACGGAGGUGAAGCUAUUAGGGAAGCUGAGUGCCCCUUCUGCCAUAGAUUGUUUUGUGCUCGAUGUUAUGUCCCUUGGCAUUCUGGGGUUGUGUGUGAGGAGUACCAGAGGCUGAAUGAGCACGAGAGAGGAAGAGAAGAUUUGAUGGUGAUGGAACUUGCUAGAGACAACAAAUGGACUAGAUGUCCUCGCUGCAAAUUCUUCGUGGAAAGAACAGCAGGUUGCCCGCAUAUGACUUGCAGGUGUAGUUUCCAGUUUUGCUAUGGAUGUGGAGUGGAGUGGACACCAAGUCAUGGUGGUUGCCAGAGAAACUAGUUUGGCUGGAGAAAGCGUGAGAGUGGUAUGAGUUUACAAUAACAAUAGGUAUAAUACAAGAGACUACUAAGAAGUUGCUUCCUUGAUGGAGAGAGUUUUUUGUCAAGAAAGGAUUGAAGCAUAUGACUGUUUUUGAAUGAUUAGAAAAAUGCAAAAUUGCAUUAUAUGACCUUUAAGGCUCUAUUUUAUCUGUGUUUUGAAAGUUUAUGGCUCAGAAGUCAGAAGAGUGAGCUGUUUGCCUACUAGGAUUUGUUCGUGCAUGUUUACAUUAUGAUUGAGUGUCCAUUUAUAUUUAAUUCUAAUGUUCUAAUGUGAUGCAUGUGAUCAAGAUUUUGAUUUUUAUUGUAA